Molecule: messenger RNA, 1238 nt
Organism: Carassius carassius (crucian carp)
Lineage: Eukaryota; Metazoa; Chordata; Actinopteri; Cypriniformes; Cyprinidae
Product: ER membrane protein complex subunit 7-like
Exons: 5
Coding region: 110-856 (248 amino acids)
Cellular component (GO): EMC complex
Molecular function (GO): carbohydrate binding
Source: RefSeq, a predicted model, not a curated record
CAGCGCCUGUCAAACUUUGACAGCUGAAAGUAAUGUAAAGCGUCAUGUGUUGGUUUAUUUUUAUCUGAAGGCGACAGCAGCUUUAAAGAACCACCGUUUAGAGACUCCGAUGAAGAUGCGCGCGUGUGUUACGGCGCUGCUGCUGCUCGGGCUGCGCGCGUGCUUCUCUCAAGACGUCAAACCACAGGAGGAUGAUGAAGAGGAUGAAGAUUUGAUGUUUCAGACGCGGGCUCAGGUGUCGGGUCGAGCGCUGGUUCCGGGUGUCAGAGCUCAGGACUGGAUCUCAUCUGCCCGGGUUCUGCUGGACGGAGACAAACACGUGGGGUUCAUCAGAGAUGAUGGAAGCUUCACAGUCAGUGACGUCCCGUCCGGGUCGUAUGUUCUGGAAAUCUCGUCUCCGACCUACAGAUUCCAGCCUGUGCGUGUUGACAUCACCUCCACAGGGAAGAUGAGGGCUCGUGUGGUCAACUACAUCAGGACCUCAGAGGUGAUCCGACUGCCGUACCCGCUUCAGAUGAGAUGCGUCGGUCUGCAUUCAUACUUCAUCCCGCGGGAAACCUGGGGCUGGUCAGAUUUCCUCAUGAACCCGAUGGUUGUCAUGAUGGUUCUUCCUCUUCUGAUAAUCCUUCUUCUUCCUAAAGUCUUCAACCCUAGCGAUCCUGAGAUGAGACGGGAGAUGGAGCAGUCCAUGAACAUGCUGAACUCCAACCAGGAGCUUCCAGACGUCUCGGAGCUCAUGACCAAGUUCUUCUCAGCACCCAAAAGUCACGAGAAGGCAGGAGGCGGAGCCAGGGGCCAUAGGGGAGGAGCCCCUGCUGCAAGGGGCGGGGCCUUGAGGCGGAAAAUAAGAGAUUAAUGUGCACCUCACAUCAUAUGCAGAAUGAAACAGAAUCUAAGAGCGUGAAAAAGCUUUUAUUACUCAUUAUUCACAAACUUUACAGGUUCAUCUAUUGUGUUUAUCAGAGCCAGUGUCUUCAGCCGGUCAGAACACAAUAUUUCAUCUGUGUUUAUAUGUGAAAGACACUUGACCAUCAUUAUACUGCUGCUGAAUCUCACCCGGAUUAUUGAUAUAUUCAAGCUGCUUCAGCAUCACGAUGUAACACAGUAACACUUUACAAUAAGGUUUCAUUAGUUAAUGUUAGUUCAUGCAUUAACUAACAAGCAAUGCAUUUAUUACAGUGUUUAUUCAUCUUUGUGGAUGUAAGUUAAUAAAAACAAAAUGUUCAUUAGUCAGGGUU